Messenger RNA from Pelagomonas calceolata, 1560 nucleotides. The record is from the annotation of a GenBank genome assembly. Lineage: Eukaryota; Pelagophyceae; Pelagomonadales; Pelagomonadaceae.
AUGGCCGUCACGCUCCACACGCAGCUCGGCGACCUCAAAGUGGAAUUAAGAUGCGACACCGCACCUAGAUGUUCGUUCAAUUUCUUAGCCUUGGCGGCGUCCGGCACGUACGACGGCACGCCCUUCCACCGGCUCAUGCCGGGCUUCAUGGUCCAGGGCGGCGACCCGGCCGGCACGGGCAAGGGCGGCCAAUCCAUCUGGGGCGGCACCUUUGGGGAUGAGUUUCACCCGGACAACGCGCACGAUUCAAGAGGUGUGUUAUCGAUGGCCAACAAGGGGCCCGACACGAAUCGGUCGCAGUUCUUUUUUACGUUUGGCCCGCAGCCCCACCUGAACGACAAGUACUCCGUGUUCGGGCACCUGGUCGACGGUUUUGAAACGUUAGACGCUUUGGAAAAGCUGCCCGUGGGCAAGAAGCACCGGCCCGUCACCGAAGUGACGAUCGACCGGGUCACGAUCCACGCGAACCCGUUCGCGGAGCGGGACAUGGUCAUCCGGUCGCCGGACGGCGCGGUGGACUAAGUUUUGUGUGUCAUUGUCUAGCAUCCCUGUUGUGGAUUCUGUGUUCUCGUGGAGGUGCCUCGCCUCGACGGCGUGGAGCGAAAGCGCUCCUAGUUAGUGACGGGUUUUUCAAGGUAAUCACGGAUUGCAAGCGGCGUCAGCGUGCUCGCGCCUUGGAGAACACCGUCGUAUCAUACAUAUAUCGUUCCCUCCAUCCGUAUCGAUUUGACGGCAAGAGGAGUGGUUGAUCAACAACUUUGAGCACUCACUGCAACUGGCCAGUCUUAGAUUUUGUUCGCGGAGGCCGAGGCGAAUAAUUUGGGCGAAAAAAUGGUUGAGGGGUGGGUGCGGUGGGACAGGUGUAGCUUAUGCGAGCAAAAUUACUACGGCGUCGUGCGAUGCGCGCUCGGGUGGGCGUGCUGGAAGACGUACGUCGGGCGGCCGGAGAGGGACGUGCCUCGGGUGAACGCGAUGACGCAGCUUGGUAACGGUUUAUUCCAGGCAAGCCACCACCAGGACGCAUUGUCCGUGCAAGAGACCGCGUUGUCUAUGCUGCGGCGCCUUGGCGCACCAGAACACCCCAUUCUCACAGCGCAGAACAAUCUUGCAGGCACGUAUCAAUUUCUCGGACGGCUUGAAGAGACUUUAAGCUUGCGGCAGGAAGUAUACUCUGGAUAUUUGAAGCUCUCUAAGUAUGGCGAAGAACAUAUGGAAACCCUCGUAGCAGCCAACAACUACGCGCUUUGCCUUAUGACUCUAAAGCGCUUCGAAGAAGCCAGGGCACUGCUGCGCAAAACGGUCCGCGUGGCGCGACGAGCUCUCGGGAAGAGUGAUCGGAUCACGCUCACGAUGAGUAAGGUUUUCGCGGAGGCGUGCUACACGGACCCCGGCGCCACGCUCGACGAUGUACGCGAGGCCGUGACGACGCUAGAGGACGCGGAACAGACCACGCGGCGCGUGCUUGGUGGCGCACACCCGCUCACACCGAUAAUUGAGCGCCAUCUGCGGAAUUCGCGAGCGGCGCUCCGCGCCCGCGAGACGCCUUCGGGGAAUGCAUAA